This is a messenger RNA of Cuculus canorus (common cuckoo), 1856 nucleotides long. RefSeq names its product protein kinase C substrate 80K-H (gene PRKCSH). Gene Ontology annotation, molecular function: protein binding; calcium ion binding. The record is from RefSeq and is a predicted model, not a curated record. NCBI's taxonomy places the organism in Eukaryota, Metazoa, Chordata, Aves, Cuculiformes, Cuculidae. Gene Ontology annotation, cellular component: glucosidase II complex. Gene Ontology annotation, biological process: liver development; N-glycan processing.
UGCCACACUCAACAUGGCGGCGGCGCCCGGACACCGCCUGCCCUUCGCGGCGUGACAGGAAGUGACACUUCCGACCCUUCCGGUUCCUCCGUGUGGACCCUGAACCGGCCGCGCGCGGAGCUCCUCGCGGCCCCAGCGGCACCGCCAUGCUGCCCCCCCCCCUGCUGCUGCUGCUGCUGCCGCCGGCGCUGCUCGGCGCUCUGGAGGUGCCGCGGCCGCGGGGCGUCUCGCUCUCCAACCUGCCGUUCUACGAGGCCUCGCGGCCGUUCACCUGCCUCGACGGUUCGGCCACCAUCGCCUUCGCCCGCGUCAACGACGACUACUGCGACUGCCGCGACGGCUCCGAUGAGCCCGGCACCCCCGCCUGCCCCAACGGCCGCUUCCACUGCACCAACGCCGGAUUCCGGCCCCGAACCAUUCCGGCCGCCCACGUCAACGACGGCGUCUGCGAUUGUUGCGACGCCAGUGACGAGUACGAGAGUGGAGUCUGCGAGAACACCUGCAAGGAGCUGGGCCGGCGGGAGCGGGAGGCGCAGCAGCGCAGGGCCGAGCUGGAGCGCGAGGGGCUGCGCCUCAAACAGCGUUUGGCGCAGGAGGCGGCGGCGGGGCGGCUCGAGAAGCAGGAGCGUUUGGGGGGGCUGCAGGCGGCACGCCGGGGGCUCGAGCAGCGCGUGGGGGCCCUGCGAGCGGCCAAGGACGCGGCCGAAGGCCCCGAACGGGCGGCGAAGGAGGAGCAGCGGCGCCGCUGGGACGAGCAGCGCGCGGCGGCGGCGGCAGCGCAGGACGCGGCGCGGGCGGACGAAACCUUCGCGGCUUUGGACGCCGACGGCGACGGGCGGCUGACGGCGGCCGAGCUGCGCGUGCGCCCCGAGUUUGACAGCGACGGCGACGGCGCCGUCUCCGAGGACGAAGUCCAGGUGGUGGCGGGGGGGCUCCCCCUGGACCCCGAAACCUUCCGCCAGCGACUCUGGGGGCGCCUCCGGGACCCCCCACAGGGCCAGGCCGAGCCCCCCCCGCCCCCCCCCCGAACCCCCCCUGGAGGAGACGACACCCCCCGGGAGGAGGAGGAGGAGGAGGAGGACGGCGCAGAGGAAGAGGACGACGACGAAGGCCCUGAGGAGGAGCUGAAGGUGCCCCCCCCGCAGCACCCUGAGGAGAAGGGGUCCGAGGAGCCCCCCCCGGAACCCCCUUUCGACGCCGCCACUCAGGCACUCAUUGAUGCUGCCGAGAAGGCGCGGGAGGAGUUGGCGGAGGCCGAGCGGGAGCUCAAGGAGACCGACGAGUCCAUCAGGGCUCUGGAGCAGGAGUUGGGCUUCGACUUCGGCCCUCAGGGCGAGUUCUGGUAUCUGCACGGCCACUGCUACGAACUGCCCACCAGCGAGUACAUUUACCGUCUGUGUCCCUUCAAACGCGUCUCCCAAAAACCCAAACACGGCGGUGCCGACACCAACCUGGGGACGUGGGGUUCCUGGUCGGGCCCUGAGGGCGAUCGCUUCGCUGCGAUGCGCUACGAGCACGGCACGGGCUGCUGGCAGGGCCCCAACCGCUCCACCACCGUGAAGCUGUCGUGUGGGACGGAGACGGCGGUGACGGCGGCGUCGGAGCCGAGUCGCUGCGAGUACCUUCUGGAGUUGGUGACGCCGGCGGCGUGCCGCGACCCCCCGGAGCGCGGGGAGCACGACGAGCUCUGAGCCGCGCCCCAGGGGACCCCCCGAGCACCGGGGACCCCCCCCGAGCGCGAGAGACCCCCCCGAGUGUGACAGACCCCCCUUGUACAAGGAACCCCCCUUUGCCUCCCACCCUGGGGGGAGCUCUGUGCCUCAGUUUCCCCUCGAGGGGCCAUUCCUGCUGCCUGG